UAUUGGUCACCCUAAUUUCUGUCAAACUUCUUUCAUAUUUGUUUUAGAAACCGUAGUGCGAAAUAACGGACUGAUUAGUAGUUUUAUAUCUUUUAAGUAUAAAAUGGAAGGUCCUAGUGAUUUAGCACAUAAGCUAAGUGAGGAGCGUACUAGUGAUGUAUGUUUAAUGGAUGUGCCCUUUCAUAAAAUGUCUAUCGGUUUUGCUACCAAACAAGGUCUAUGUCAAGCCGGCUUUGAGUAUCCAACAUUAAUUCAGGCUUCAGCAAUUCCUGUUGGGUGUUCUGGUUUUGAUUUACUUGUUCAGUCAAAGUCUGGUACUGGUAAAACAAUUAUUUUCACAACUAUUAUAUUGGAAUCUUACGAUUACAAUUUAAAACAAAUACAAUCAAUAGUAAUUACUCCAACACGAGAAAUUGCUACUCAAAUUACUGAUGUACUAAAUAAAGUUGGAAAAUGUUUCCGCGGAUUUAAUGCGACCACAGUUAUAGGAGGCACAAACAUUCAAGAGGAUCGUAAAAGAAUUCAAUUAGCGAAAUCAAUCGUCGUUACGCCCGGUAAAUUCCUACACUUGCUUCGUAGUAAAAUGGUCAAUACUUCAAAAAUUAAAUUAUUGGUGAUUGAUGAAGCGGAUCAAAUGUAUGACGAAGGAUUUCGUAAGGACGUUGAUAUUAUAUUAAAGCAAUUACCGAUCCGACAAAUCGUAGUCUGUAGUGCCACAUUUCCGAAUGAUUUGUAUAUAAAAUUGAGUAAACUAAUGCAUAAUCCUUAUUAUGUGUCUACACAGGAGAAGUCUUGUGUAUUAAUUGGUAUAAAACAAUAUGCUUAUACGAUUCCAGAGCAAAAAGUCAGUUUAAAAGAGAUGAAUGAAAAACUUAAGGCUAUAAAUUACAUCUUUGCCGUUAUACCAUUUAAACAGUGUCUAUUAUUUGCUGGUACUCAGCUACGUGCGAGUUCAUAUUGUGGUUAUUUGCAACGUGACGGCUGGGGUUGCGAAAUAAUAAGUGGCGCACAAUCUCAGAUAGAACGAGCUGAAACGUUUAAAAAGUUUCGUGAAGAGAAAAUUCGAAUUUUAGUAACAACAGACCUAAUGGCACGUGGUAUUGAUGCACUUAACGUAAAUUUAGUGAUUAAUGUUGACCAACCAAAAGAUGCUGUAACAUAUUUGCACCGCAUUGGUCGUGCCGGUCGAUUUGGUUCACAUGGAAUUUCUAUAACUUUAAUUGCAACGGAAAAGGAAGAAAUUCAUUAUAAAAAGAUUAUAGAUGAGAUUGGAGCUGGUAUUUUAAAUGUGAAUGUUUUGAAUUUUCCAAAUACUUUGAAAGAAAGUGAUCUUUACGAUUUUUGGAAUUUUUCAAAUCUUUCAGAAGAAAUCAGUCGCCUUGGAUUGUACAAUAAAAAAAUAUUAGCUCCACUGGCUUCUGAAGAUCGUAGUAUAACGUCAAGCAUACAAUCAUUGGAUCAAAUAAAGCAAACUAAAGAUUGUGAUCAAUUGGUUCAUUAUAGGAGCGAAAACACUGAAGUGGAUGAAAUAAUUAAAAACACGGAUAGUACUAACUGUUCAAUUAAUACAAAAACAUUCUUAGUAAACACACAGGAUAGUGCAUGUAAUGUUAUGGAAAAAUUAGUCGGUGAACAAAAAGGUAAUCCAACUGAGGAGUCUUAUUUGAGUUCUUCAACACGGUUUUUAUCGUCAAACACUAUUGACGAUGCAAGUAGUAUAGCUCCUGAUAGUAGUAUACGUAGUCUAGAAACAGAUUUACUAGGGGAUGAUAUCUACAUUAAAGAAUCUAGCAAAGCUAUUCUUCUUGAUUUACUUGUAUCGAAAUCUGAUAACAUUAACAAUUUUAUCAAUUCACGGCCAAAAUCAUUUAAUAUUUUUGAUGAUUAUGCUCAAUUUAUUCUGAAUCACAAAGAAAAUAAAAACGAAAACGAGAAACUUCAGGACGAAAGCACUUCUAAUAAGUUAAAAAAAAAUGUAGAAGAUAAGAUAUACAAACAUAUACAUGAAAAAAAUAUCAGUGCAGCAAAAAGUUCUGAAAAAAGGAAUAAUAAAUCCAUAUUAAAUAUCUCUGAUGUGCAUAUAGAAAAAAGUGACGAUUCAUCAAAAAAUAUGAAUGGUUGUAAAAAAGACAACGCUAUCAUUGAAGAUCAUAUCAAAUCAAAGCAAAAUACUCUUGAUUUACAAAAAAACUACUCUGAUUGUUUUGCGACACUUUUAGAAGAUGGAUCAUUAAUGCAAAAACUGAACUUAAAUCAAGAGAAUAUUAUUAAGACACUGUUACAUGAAAAAAACAAUAACGCACCUUUAGUAAAUAUCUGCGAUUUAUAUGAAGAAAACUUAAAUAGGAACACUGCUGCAGUAAAGGUUUAUGACAAGGAAGAUGAAGAAAGAAUGUUUAAUAAUAAAUUAGAAAAAAUGUUACCAAAUAUGACUGAUAAAAACGAUGUUACAAUCGAUCCGGUUACUCCUGCUAUAUUUCGUAAUGAUUUUUUUACUGACUUUUGUAACUUAAGGUCAGAAGACAUUCAUGCGACAAAUAUGGAUAAUAACUCUAAUAGUCAAAGCAACAGUGAUACCGCACAGAAUAUUCUUGACAAUAUUCCCAUAUCAGAGCCUAUUGUUGAUAAGAAGCCACUCACAAAACAUUUCCCUUCACCAGUUAAUAUUGAACCAAUACUUUCCAGGUGGCAAACUCAACCACCAUUAUUCAAUCCAUCAAGUUCACAAUUUGUCUAUGCACCAAAUCCAACUGAAUCUACAAUUCCAUCUACAAGUUCCUGCUUUCCGGAAAGCGUAUUUGAAACUAGCGCAAGCAGCGGUUCUCGUGCAACCUCUUUGACUUCUUCAUCUGAUCUAAGUUCUUCAAAAGAAUCAAUUUACAAUAGUGAUACAAGUCGUACGCUCGCAACUGAGUCAGAUGAGAAAGAUGGUACAAUGGAUUUGUCAGAAGAAGAAGAAACCGUUGCAGAUUCAGAGGAAAGCGAUUUCUUAGAGGGACAGCAUUCUCAAAAUGAAACUGCAGAAGGCAUGUGGUUACGAAUAUAUAAACAGCAAGUGAAACAAAUUACGGAUUAUGUAGAAUUGUGUAAUAGGAGUGGAAAUGCACAAAAAUAAUUUAACAUUAGCACUAAGAAAUCGUUUCGCAGUAUCUGCAUAUAGCAAGAGUUAAAUAUGCAGUAAUAGCUAGGUGAUUUACAUUCUAAAAUAAGAAUUAAUAUAUUUCAAGAAUAAUUAAAGCGCAACUUAAAACUAAUAUUUUAAGUGAACUAAUCAAUAUUGUAUUGAUAACUCUGUGAAAUGACGAUCUUCAUUUUAUAAUAUUUUUCUUUCGUACUUAUUGUUCGCAUAAACUGAAAUUCAAUUUUUAUCUACAAUUAGUUAUCUAGUUGUAAUAUAAAUUAUAGACUGCAGUUGCUAUUUAACCUUUAAUUGAUAAAACAACCUAAGUAUGAUUAAGU
Teleopsis dalmanni is the source of this 3459-nucleotide messenger RNA. RefSeq names its product probable ATP-dependent RNA helicase DDX20. The transcript has 4 exons. Gene Ontology annotation, biological process: spliceosomal snRNP assembly. Bases 104 to 3115 code for a protein of 1003 amino acids. Gene Ontology annotation, cellular component: SMN complex. Lineage: Eukaryota; Metazoa; Arthropoda; Insecta; Diptera; Diopsidae. Gene Ontology annotation, molecular function: ATP binding; RNA helicase activity; RNA binding. The record is from RefSeq and is a predicted model, not a curated record.